GCAUGUUAAGCCCAGACCCGAUUUGGAAUUCAGACCCGAACCAAAUAGACACGUUUCUUGUACUCCACGUCGUACUACAAAAGCCCUAGUGUCUUCUACACACAUAUAAAACCCUCUUUUCUCGGCCUUUAUUUUGUUGCCUCUAAAAAUUUGGAUUGCUAGGGUUUGUGAGUUGUUGAGUAGAGAAAGAUGAAGGUGAUCGCUGCGUAUUUGCUUGCUGUGUUGGGAGGGAACACCACCCCUUCUGCUGAAGACAUCAAGAACAUUCUCGGCUCUGUUGGUGCUGAAGCUGAUGAUGACAAGAUUGAGCUUCUUCUGUCACAAGUUAAGGGAAAAGACAUAACAGAACUUAUUGCUGCUGGGCGAGAGAAGCUGGCCUCAGUGCCUUCUGGUGGUGGUGCUGCGGUUGCAGUGGCAGUUGCAGGUGGUGCUGAUACUGGUGCCACUGCUGCUGCCGCUGCUCCUGCUGCUGCUGAGUCUAAGAAAGAGGAAAAGGAGGAGUCAGAGGAGGAAGAUGGUGGUCUCUUUGGUCUCUUUGAUUAAGGGGUUGAUCGUUUUUCUCUCCAUUCGAAGCCCUUCUCAAUUCAGAGCUCCUAAUUAGAUGUUGAAGUUUACUCAUGUAGAGUAACCUAGUUUCAGUUAACAUUAGGUAGAAAAGACGCCUUAUGAGUGCAGCUAUUCUGAUUUUAAUUUUUCAGUGUAUGGGAAUUUGGUUUGUUAUGUUAUGGAUAUCAUAUCUUUCUUUUUU
Messenger RNA from Quercus robur (English oak), 748 nucleotides. RefSeq names its product 60S acidic ribosomal protein P2-like. Gene Ontology annotation, molecular function: structural constituent of ribosome. Gene Ontology annotation, cellular component: ribosome; cytosolic large ribosomal subunit. Gene Ontology annotation, biological process: cytoplasmic translational elongation. The coding region runs from base 190 to 543 and encodes 117 amino acids. The record is from RefSeq and is a predicted model, not a curated record. NCBI's taxonomy places the organism in Eukaryota, Viridiplantae, Streptophyta, Magnoliopsida, Fagales, Fagaceae. The transcript has 3 exons.